CACACACACACACCUGCGACCACACGGCGUUCGAAACGCAAUCAAAACGACAUGUCUCUGCCACAGACCUACAAGGCCGUCGUCCUCGAAAAGGCCAGCGCGCCGUUUGUUCUCAAGGACGUGCCGCUCGAGCGUCCCGGCCCCGGCCAGAUCCUUGUCAAGGUGCUCGCCUGCGGCGUGUGCUUCUCGGACGUGGCCACGGCCGAGGGUCACAUGGGUGACGUCUUCCCCCGGGUCCCUGGCCACGAGAUUGUGGGCGACAUCGUCGAGCUGGGGCAGGGCGUCUCCAACCUCGCCAAGGGCCAGCGCGUCGGCGGGCCCUGGCACGGCGGCCACGACGGCCACUGCCGGGCCUGCCAGCGUGGCCAGUUUCAAAUGUGCGACAAGGCCGCCGUCAACGGCGUCUCCCGCGAUGGCGGCUACGCAGAGUACGUAGUGCUCCGCGCCGAGGCCGCCGUUCGUGUGCCCAAGGACAUGGAGCCCGCCGACGUCGCGCCGCUGCUGUGCGCCGGAGUGACCGUGUUCAACGGGAUACGCAAGAUGCACGUCGAGCAGGGCGGCCUCGUCGCCGUCCAAGGGCUCGGCGGCCUGGGCCACCUGGCCGUCCAGUACGCCAACAAGAUGGGCUACGAGGUCGCCGUGCUGUCCUCGGGGGAUGACAAGGCCGCCUUUGCGACCGACCUCGGCGCGCACCACUACAUCAACACCAAGAGCAAGGACACGGCCAAGGAGCUGCAGAAGCUGGGCGGCGCCGACAUCAUCGUCCAGACGGCGCCCAACCCCGAGGUCGUAAGCUCGCUCGUCUACGGUCUCGCCGCCGGGGGCAAGCUCUUGUCGCUGGCGCCCGUCGGCCCCGUGUCCCUCGACACGGUCCCCAUGGUCCUCAAGGGCCUGAGCGUCCACGGCUGGCCGAGCGGCCACGCGCUCGACAGCGAGGAGGCGAUCCGCUUCGCCUCGCAGCAUGGCGUGCGAUGCAUGGUGGAGAAGUACCCCUUGUCAGACGUGCAAAAGGCUGUGGACAGCCUCAAGGCCGGCAAGCCGCGCUUCCGCAACGUGCUGGUGAUGGAGUAGACCGGGGGGCCUGGCAAUUUGGAUCGGAUCUCAGUUGGUAUCGGGAACGCAUGAACGCUACUGCCGUGGCUGGCUGGGAAGGCGUUUGCGGUCGGCGAUGGUUUUGCUUGUGGCGACUGCCAUGCAGCCCAAAAAGUUGUUCGUCCAUCUUGGCUGUCAGUUGCCGCGGAUUCAUGUGUAAAUUGCUUGACAUAUUGCGAUGCUCGCCACGUGCCAUCGAGAGCCGGACAUCACAUUGCCGGCGCCUAGGCCCUUGGGGGCCAGAUCCCGAAUGCGAGCAGACCGAGUUCCGCCCGAGCAGUCCUGGAGCCUCGCUUGACUAGGUAGAACUUGCGAAUUUAGCUCCAGACUGAAUAUAACGGUUCAUUUUUGGUAGAAAACGUGAAAAA
This is a messenger RNA of Purpureocillium takamizusanense, 1460 nucleotides long. RefSeq lists its product as uncharacterized. Gene Ontology annotation, molecular function: zinc ion binding; oxidoreductase activity. The transcript has a single exon. The coding region runs from base 52 to 1071 and encodes 339 amino acids. The record is from RefSeq and is a predicted model, not a curated record. Lineage: Eukaryota; Fungi; Ascomycota; Sordariomycetes; Hypocreales; Ophiocordycipitaceae.